AUGGUGACUAUUUGGAUACUAAAUAGUUUAGAGACCGAAAUUAGGGAAAGUGUUAUGUACACCGAGUCUGCACAAAAACUAUGGAAGGAAAUUGAACAACGUUAUGAAAAAUCGAAUGGUACUAAGCUCUUUCAGAUUAGAAAAGGCCUUGCUUCCAUCUCCCAAGGUUCUUCAAAUAUUGCUUCUUAUUUUAAUCGCAUCAAGAAGCUUUGGGAUGAACUGGCCUAUUCCAUCUCGUACCUAGAAUGUAACUUUGGAUGUAAGGAGGCAUUUCAGAAGUUGGAGGAUGAACAAAAGAUGCAUCAAUUCCUUAUGGGUUUGAAUGAGGCUUAUUCCGGUGUUUGA
Molecule: messenger RNA, 345 nt
Organism: Nicotiana tabacum (common tobacco)
Lineage: Eukaryota; Viridiplantae; Streptophyta; Magnoliopsida; Solanales; Solanaceae
Source: RefSeq, a predicted model, not a curated record